AUGGAUACCUCCAACCACCCAAAUGCACGUAGUUUGAGGGAGUUUGACAUACAUAACCCAGCAGAAAUAGAAGGGGUCCAAAUUUUAAAACACUGCUACAACGAAUUUAAAAUAGACAUAUCAUUUUUUAUAAAAUUGCAUGAAAAGAAAACGAAUGUUUAUAAGUUAAAGAGUGAUUACGUUAAUUUGAUUUCAAGUACAUAUGUAAAUAAAACAAAAACAAUGCAUAAGUAUAAUAGAACUCAGGAAAAUGCAACUAUAACGGAAUUGGAAUACCCUCAUAUUUAUGUGAGUACAGUAGAGGUUAACAAAAAGUCAUUUACUGGCGAUGAGAAAUACAUAGAAAAAGAGGAAGAAAAAAUAGAAAGAGGAAUAGGGGAAGUAGUAAAAGAAGCGGGGGAAGGAGUGAAAGAAGCAGGGGAAGGAUCUGAAGAAACCAUGGAGGAAGUGAAAGAAAACUAUAUUGCACAAAUGCAUAGGAGUCGAAGAGAGAUAAAAAUAAACAGAUAUAACAAAAAAUAUUUGGGAGUUUUGUUAAACUUCAAUACGUUAGAAGAAUUUUUAAAUGCUAAAAGGAAUGAGCAUAUUAACUAUGCCUUGAAUGAUAUAAGGUCAUAUUUAAAAGAGCAUAAUUGUGUCGAAAGAAGUAAGGAAGGCAGAAAGGAGGAGAGUAUAUAUGAUGACUCUUUUUGGGAAUAUAAAGCAGGUGAAUUAAAUUUUUUUGAAAAAAUAAACAAAUACUUGAUAUUGAGUUACUUGGACUUAAAAACGUUCAUAUGUUACUAUAGUAUAGCAAAUCCUAUUAUAAAACCUGAUGAAGAUUAUAAGUUAAUAACACCAUUUGAAAGAAUAUUUUUUUACAUAGAUUCAAGAACAUUGUAUUUAAAUAAUGAUAAGAGAGGGUUUAACAUUACAGAUUUGCUUUAUUUGUCCUAUAAUAUUGAUACAUAUUUUGAUAAUUUUAAAAUGUUCAUAAAAUCUAAUAUAUUUCUUUUACUCAAAUUUGACAGUAAUAAUAAUACUAUUCGUAAAUUUAACUAUACACAAUAUUAUAGCACAUGUUUAUACAACAUGUGCUUGUACACUAACGGUAGAGCCGUUCGCAGUAAAAGAGAGAAAGAAUUUUACCAAAUAAAUAACUUUAAAAAGUUGUUUGAAUAUUUGUCUAGCAUCAAUUGGGGGAAAGGAAAUAGGGGCCACAUGAAUGAAUGGAAGAAAGAGGAAUGGAAAAAACGGAAGGAGGAAGGGGAGGAGAAACGGGAGGAUAACUGCGUUAGUGAACUGUGUCAAAACCUCGAUAUGGUAAUCCUCCCCAUAACCUGCUUAAGCGAGUUGAAAGAAGACAUCAAAAAUUCAAAAGAUAGAGUAUUAAAAAAUAUUAAAAAGGAUAUUUUUGAUUUAUACAUAUGUGUGAUUGACCCCAAUUACACACAUAAUUCUUUGGGUUGGGACUUUAGAAACUUCUUAUAUUUUUUUUCAAAAAAAUACGAAUUAUAUAAUUUCGAAAUAGAUUUAUUAGCUUUUAGAGACCUUUCUUUAUUAUCUGACGAAUGUGUGUGUAAAUUUAAUAUGGAAAAAGAAUUAUUAUGGAUAUAUCCUAUACAUAAUAUAAGGGGGGUAAAUACAAAUAACAGAGAUUAUACAUCUCCCUACGUGUCAAACAUUUGCAAAGUGAAUUAUACCAAUAUAAAUAAAAACAAUUCAAAUGGAUGCAUAAAUGAAUACUCUACGAUGAAAAAAGAAGAGUGUAAAGAUAGAGAAUCCAUACACACAAAUAACAGUAUUUUUGUUUGUAUGAACAUGGACGAUAUUGAUAAGUCCCUUAUUGGUAAAACUACUGGAAAUACUUCUUCAUUUAAUGAUAAUACGAAUGUGUGUAAUGGGAUUACAUGUAAUACUGCUACUGCAAUAGAUUCAAACGCAACUAAGGCAUUCGAAAUUAUAAAUGAAAAGAAACCACUGGUUAAAUAUUUCUUAAAUUCGUCUAUAUUUAAAAUUAAGUUUCCAAACAAGCACAGUUUUGAAGAGGGACCAAAGAAACUUAAUUUCAGCAGAGAUGAAAAAUGUACCUAUGGAGAUACCGACAUUAGAAGUAUAAACCUAAUGACAAAUUGUUCCUUUGAAUGUACUGCAAAAUUAGAUUUAUCAGUUAAUACAAAAUUGGAAAACAGGGAAAAGAGUAAGGAUAAAAACACAUCAUCUUGCUCCAUUUUGAUUUCAUCCAACUCGAAUAAGCAUAUUAUGAGGAACAAUUCGAAGUAUGAAAUAAUAUCAGGCUGGAAAACUUAUGAAAAAGUAAUACAUGGAACAAAAAAACAAAGCAUAAUUUAUGUUAUAAAUUUGAACGAUUUCUUAAAUAAAAAUACAAUUCAAAGAAUAUCUGUAGAAUUAAAUAUAAAAUUGAUAAAAUGGAAAAUUUUAAAAGAUUUAAAAUUUGAAAAAAUUAAAAAAUUGAAAAUAUUAAUUAUAGGACUAGGUACAUUAGGUUGCAUGGUUGCUAGAAACUGUGUAUCUUGGGGAAUACAGAAUUUUACAUUUAUUGACAAUGCACGUGUCUCUUAUUCUAAUGUAAGUAGACAGUACUUAUAUACCAUUGCAGAUGCAGAACGGUAUGGCAAUUUGGGUGAGUAUAAAUGUAUUGCUGCUAAAAAUAAUUUAUUAAAAAUUUCACCUGACAUAAAUAUUACUGCUAAGGUUAUGGAUAUUCCUAUGCCGGGGCAUUUAAAUUAUUUAAAGGAUAAAAAUAUAGAGAAUAAAAUGAAAGAAUUAGACGAGUUAAUUGAAAAUCAUGACGUGGUUUUUUUAUUAACGGAUUCAAAAGAAUCGAGAUAUUUUCCAUGUCUCUUAAUAGCAGAAAAGCAAUACAACUGUUUGAAAGAAAUAAGAAAAAUUGUAACACAUGAUACCCCCAAACAAGUAGUCCAUUCGGAUACUACUUCCGAUACUAAUACUCAUAUUGCAUAUACAGACCAUGUUACCUAUACAUAUCAUACAAAUGUAUAUAAAAAGAGUGGUUUAUCAAACGAAGGCAAUUUUGAUAGGAACACAUUUUAUAAUAAUAUUCUUACCAAUGUAAAAAAAUUACCGAAAAUGCCUCCCCUAGGUAUAACAGUAGCUAUUGGAUUUGAUUCCUUUCUUGUUCUAAGACAUUCAUUUUUAUAUUUUAAAGCUGCUUGUUAUUUCUGCAAUGAUAUGCAUUCUCCAUCCGAUUCGUUAACUUACAGAACGUUGGAUGAAAAAUGUACCGUCACUAGGAGCGGAAUAAGCACUAUUAGUAGUGCCAUGUCUACAGAAUUAUUAAUAUCCUUAACUCAACAUCCUCUCUAUUUUUUUGCCCCACACUCAGACCAAGAUCAGUAUAUUUAUAACUAUGACAGUAACAACAAAUCUGUAAAUAAUGAUGAAACUAAAAAAACGAACCUUUCAAAUUCAUUCAUUUCCUGUUUGGGUGCCACUCCUCAUAUACUUACAUUCAAUUUAGCAAAUUUUUCGAUCAAAAAGCUGUUUAGCCAUGCAUUUGAAAAAUGCCUGUGCUGUUCGGAGAACGUUAUUUCACUUUAUCAAGAAGACAAAAUGGACUUCAUCAAAAAUGUUAUUAGUGAUAGUCUAGUACUAGAAAGAGUUACAAAUAUAGGUCAAUUAAAAGUACAGGAAAAUGAUGUAAUUCUCCUGGACUAA
This is a messenger RNA of Plasmodium malariae, 3678 nucleotides long. RefSeq names its product autophagy-related protein 7, putative (gene ATG7). Gene Ontology annotation, biological process: protein modification by small protein conjugation; autophagy of mitochondrion; autophagosome assembly. The transcript is spliced from 2 exons. The coding region runs from base 1 to 3678 and encodes 1225 amino acids. Gene Ontology annotation, cellular component: cytoplasm; phagophore assembly site. Lineage: Eukaryota; Apicomplexa; Aconoidasida; Haemosporida; Plasmodiidae. The record is from RefSeq and is a predicted model, not a curated record. Gene Ontology annotation, molecular function: Atg12 activating enzyme activity; Atg8 activating enzyme activity.